Molecule: messenger RNA, 1302 nt
Organism: Alternaria rosae
Lineage: Eukaryota; Fungi; Ascomycota; Dothideomycetes; Pleosporales; Pleosporaceae
Product: EthD domain-containing protein
Exons: 3
Coding region: 1-1302 (433 amino acids)
Molecular function (GO): oxidoreductase activity
Source: RefSeq, a predicted model, not a curated record
AUGUCGACCGAAGAAUUGAUACGCAUCACUGUUUUUGCGAACCGCAAUGCUAAGCUUUCCGAAGAUGAGUUCAAUGACCAUUGGGCGAACAAACAUGGUCCUCUCAUCACGUCAUGGCUCCAACGUCACGGCAUAGUCAAAUACGUCCAAUAUCAUACUACAUCCAAACACAAAGCGCCCCUAAGCAUGCCCACUCUCUCGUACGAUGGCAUGGCAGACUUUUGGGUGCGGGAAUAUGAAGAUUUUGAGAAGGCGUACAAAGAUCCUUUCUACCUGGAGGUUGUGAAGAAGGACGAGGAAUUCCUAUUCGAUACUGAGAGUUUGCGUGUGACUGCUGGCGUGGAUCUCUGUGUCAUCGAAGAUGACAAGGUGGUGCAAGAGCACGCCCUGCCUAAAUACAUUAAAGGUAAACCGUGGACGUUAGUGAGCGAGGCAAUCGUAGACGCCGACGAAACCCCUGCCAUCAAGCCGAAAUUUCACCGGUUCCUCGACCUGCCUACUGAACUCCACCUCGAGAUCUGGAAACUUGCCCUCGAUAUCGAUACGAACGUGACAGAGGUGCGCGAGGCCGUCAAGAGAUAUGAUAACCCCGCUCGAUCGAAAUUUCUUCCCAAGUUCUACUAUACAUCGCACCGAACGUUCGACGAGACGGUCGCCGCCACCAUCGAGAAUUCACAGAUGAUGGUUUGUUCAUAUGUUGACAACCAGUUUCUACGCUCAUCUCUGAGUGCAGAUCAAAGCCGCUUUAAUCUCGUCCGUCACUUGGACUUCAGGUUCCUCAGCUGCUUCAAGGAAGAGUGUGGUGUUAACGCUGAUCUAGAACUUGCUUUCGAAUGCAAAGGUCUGCGUACCAUCAAGCUUAACUUCCACUGCGGCGAACUUACCAGAUUGGUUCUUAAGGAUGGCCACAACUACCUCGACGACGGUCUAUCCCUCUACCCUGCCGAGGGUGAGGAGCUGUUCAACAAAUACAAGCUAUCUCGGAUAUUGGACUGCGACGCGUUCAACGCAGUCAUCAUCGAGCACUCUGGGUAUUAUAGCCGAAUGGCGAUGGAGGUGGCCGAGAACUUGGGGAGACUCAUAGAGUGGAAGUUCACAGGCAAAGUGCCGAAACAGCUCAUAAAGCUUAUCCACACCCGUCAGCCGACCAAGCUUCGUGAAAACAACCUUUUUGGCUGGAAGGAUUUACAAAGUACACAGAUAGGACAUCGAGCGGCACCAGAGAGCAGGAACAGACCGAAGCGGAUAAACGAGCAGAGCUCGAGGACAAAGCGCUUGGAUCGGCUGUACGUAAUUAGCUAG